AUGGCUAACAGCAACCAGCUCCAAGACAAGACCGCACCGCACUACACCGUCCCCAGCAUCCCCCCGGUCCAGAUCAAGGGCCGGUGCGGCACCAUGGAGGACUUCAGGCGGCGCUACAGCACCAACGAGGACCCGACUUACACCUACGACAUCGGCCACACCAAGACGCCCAAGCGUGUCGUCGACGACGGCGAGGCUGGUCUGUGCCUCGAUCUGAGCACCAGGCGUUGA
Clonostachys rhizophaga is the source of this 231-nucleotide messenger RNA. The record is from the annotation of a GenBank genome assembly. NCBI's taxonomy places the organism in Eukaryota, Fungi, Ascomycota, Sordariomycetes, Hypocreales, Bionectriaceae.